ACUUGGUCAGUGUAAACAAAUUGCAUUGGGUCAUGGUCAGUUUUGUGCUUGUCUGAUUGGCAGAAAGGAAAGGUUAAACUGGGUCAAUUGGACUUGGAGGGAGCCCUGAUUGCCAGAGAUCGAGUUGGCAUUCAGGACUUUGUGCUUCUUGAUGCCCACAACAGUGAGUCAGCCUUCCUGGACAAUCUGAAGAAGCGUUUCACAGAGGAUUUGAUAUAUACUUACAUUGGUACUUUGCUGAUAUCUGUAAACCCAUACAAAGAAUUGGACAUCUACACCAAGAAACAAAUGGACCUCUACAUGGGAGUGAACUUUUUUGAGCUGCCCCCUCAUAUAUAUGCAUUAGCAGAUAAUGUCUACCACACCAUGCUAUCAGAAGCCAACAACCACUUUAUUUUGAUAUCUGGGGAGAGUGGAGCAGGUAAAACUGAGGCCUCCAAGAAGAUCUUGCAGUACUACGCGGUCAGCUGCCCUAGUUCCACCUUACUGGACACUGUGAGAGACCGCAUGCUCAUGUCCAACCCUGUACUAGAGGCCUUUGGAAACUCAAAAACAAUGAAAAAUGAUAACUCCAGCCGUUUUGGGAAGUAUAUGGACAUCCAGUUUGAUUGUCAGGGAGAUGCUGUUGGUGGCCACAUCCUCAGCUAUUUGCUGGAAAAGUCGAGAGUGGUUCACCAAAACCAUGGUGAGAGAAACUUUCAUAUUUUCUACCAGCUGGUGGAGGGAGGAGAGGAAGAUCUACUGAGGCACCUGGGCUUGGAGAAAGACACUAAACAUUAUAGUUAUUUAGUGCAGGGAGAAUGUUCUAAUGUGAGCUCCAUUAAUGACAAGAAUGACUGGAAAACUGUUAAAAACGCAUUAUCGCGUUAUGAUGGGGAUGUCAGUGAUUUGGGUCUCACUUUGUCUUAUGAUGAAGAGGUGAUGGGGCAGUUAGUCUGUCAUGAGCUAAUUCCUGGUGGAAAGACCAUGCCUGUCACUAAUGAAAACAAGAUCAGCUAUAUCCACCUGAUGGCCCACUUUCGCAUGCACACCCAGAUCAAGGAGCAGACGGCCGCAUUCAUCAGGGGCUUCCGCAGCAUCAUCAACCCAGAGUGGCUUCACAUGUUCUCCACCCCUGAGGUCCAGAGGCUCAUCUCUGGAGACAACGCUGAGAUAGACCUGGAUGAUCUCAAGAAGCACACGGUGUACUACGGAGGUUUCCAUAGCAGCCACAGAGUCAUUCUUUGGCUGUGGGACAUUCUCUCAAGUGACUUUUCCCCUGAGGAGAGAGCCAUGUUCUUGAAGUUUGUCACCAGCUGCUCAAGACCUCCUCUGCUUGGAUUUGCCUACCUCAAACCUCCUUUCUCCAUCCGUUGUGUAGAAGUGUCAGAUGAUCAGGACACAGGCGACACUUUAGGUAGCGUUCUGCGCGGCUUUUUUACCAUUCGUAAGAAGGAGCCAGGCGGUCGCCUCCCUACAUCCUCCACUUGUUUCAACCUGCUCAAGCUGCCCAACUACAGCAAGAAGAGCAUCCUCAGAGACAAACUCCGCUACGCAAUCAGCAUGAACACUGGCUUUGAGCUUUCAUAACACAACAAGUUUAUUCUACCCAUACAAACUCAUACAUCUACAAAUACAAAAACUGGCAGUGGCUGAGCUAAAGUGGCCUCACAAAGGUUGAAGUUGGAAACAUAAUGAUUUCAAUCUUGAUUCGUUGACAUUUUGGCCUUCAGCCAAGGCCCCUAAACUUGAGUUGCUCAAGGAGAAUUUUGUUCAUCAGUCUUAUCUACCAAAUGUGAAUGUGCAAGUGAAUGAAGCAACAUACAAACAUGUCCAUUCAGACUUAGAGACUUGAAGAAGAUCAACCAUAGAAGUAUAUUAAAAAGUCUUGAACAUUACCUACAGAGUUGUUUUUUGAACCACUUAAAGAUCCAUAUUUAGUGUCAUGUUCUUCAUUCCCAGCAUUUGAAGCCAAGAGAGCUCCAAACGCCUUAUACGAUCAGUUUUAAACCAGCUCAAUUUAAUGUUGUCAAGUCCCUAAUACAUCAACUUCAUUUGAAAAACUAAAUCGGGGGCUUAGUCUUUAUUGGCUUCUAAGCACUGCGUCCAUUCGUUGACAAACACUCCUAAACCUCAUCUUAAAGUUACAGAAGAUACAGCGGUGGAUAUACAGAUCUGCAGAAACAGUUUAGCAUUGUCUCUCAGGUCUCCGUGUCUCACUUCUCCAGGAAGGGAACAGGAAAGCAAUACUAAUGCACUGCAAGCCAUACAACUCAAGACACAAAUGAAGCUUUUGCCUGUUUGGUAGGCAAAUGCUUUCAAGCCCAUAGCUGAAGCUAAACUGGACUUGAGGAUCGUGCUUUAAGAGGAAACCCAGCACUGUUGAUCGACUUCAGCAUGUCAGAGCCAGCGGUAUGUCAGAUAAGAGAUGUCCCUUCAGAGAUACACCUCUCCUUUCCUGCUUUCUCUUCACAUACACUACAGAGAGCCCUUUCCAGAAUCUGCCUCACGUCAUAGUGACAUUUCUUUUUACUCAUGAUAUUAUACUCAUUCAUGCUUUUCAGCCCUAACCCUGUCUUCAUGUCAAACUCAUCUAUUCAUUAAGAUCAAUUCCUUGUCUUGGAGUGUUUUAAUUGAUGAAGGAAGUGUUAGGAAUUCUUUACUCAGCCAUUACAUUACAAACCACUUUCCCUGUCAUCUCCCACUAACUCUUUGCUCAUCAUUGAGGUGUAUACUACUGGAAUUAAGCCAUACAGUAAAGAUGACCAGCUAUCAAACCAGCUCUCGAAGGGACUUUUGUUCUUAAAGGGAGAGUGUUGCAGUAACUUCCUAGAAAGGUCAGUGGGCUCAAUGGAAUCUCCUGAAAUGGUUUUCCAGUAGACAAAAAAAAUGUCAUGAUGUCAUUGGAUGAUUGAAAUGAUUCCAUGUCACAGAGGUCAUAGUGUGCUGUUGAUAUUGUAUUGUUUGUUCUUUUUCCUUUUUUUGUAUUAAUUUUUUUUAAGAAGGUUAAGGUUAAUCUGUUAAGAAAUUUUUGGGUUGCCCACCCCCCCCGCAAAAUUUUAAGAAAAAUAUGUUUUGCAAAACGGAAGUGAAGCCUGCUUUUAAGGUCGUUAAGAUUUUAAAUUGACCAUCAAGAAAACAUCAUGGUAGCAUUUAUUCAUGGUUGUUAUUUGAACUGAAAUUAUUAUUUUUAAUCAUUGUACCAGGCUGCAUUUUGUUAAUGCAAAAAAUGAUUUGUUACUUUGCUUUGAAUUUGGGGUGAAUUAUGUCCUGGACAUUUCUUCAUAAGAUUCACCCUUGGUUUCGGGUCUUUAAAAAACAUUAAUUGGCUGUAGUUAGAAUAGUCCACAAUAUUUAUUAUAUGCAAACCCUCUUUCCAUUUGUAUGCCGUAUAUGCAAAAUUAUAGAGGUAAACAUUGUCUGCCCAGCCUCCCCAGCUCCCCAUUAACCAAGGCAUGGAAGUAUCUUCUGAUGUAUAGAGUCCUUUGUAGAUGUGGAAAACUGGCUUUAAGCUCAUGUAACUUUUUUUUUUGUAUGCAUUGCUGUCAAUGUUAAGUUAUAAAUGUACUGUCCUAAUGCACAAGGGCUUAGGCUGAGUCCAAUAGCAGAGUUUUGUGUUUAAAUUAACAGACAUUAACAUGCUGUUCCCUUUGAAAGAUGUUCAAGUGCUCUGGUUGGUGUUGUGGAUGAGGAAUGUGUUUGGCAUAAUGCUGUAAAUGCAAAAAUAUGCUGUGUAUGAAACAGCUCAGCUGAAUUACAUGAUGUCACACAAUCUUGUUCUCUCUCUGAUAGGGAGGCAACAACCUUUAAAGUGUCUGGUCUCUAUUCCUUCACCUGAUGAUGAAGUGUCUUUUGAAUUUGGUUGCACUACGUGAACUGCAGGUUGUUAUAUACCCAGUACAUUACAAAGCAAUGGCAUUGUAAAGUUCUUCAUGUGUACAGUAAUAUUUCCUCUGUAAAAUGUAAACUUAAUUGUCGAACAAACGUACAUAUAUUUGAAUAUCCAAAUCUAAAAACUUUACUAAACAACCAAGAA
Messenger RNA from Carassius carassius (crucian carp), 4015 nucleotides. Its product is annotated as ubiquitin-protein ligase E3B-like. The transcript is spliced from 12 exons. Gene Ontology annotation, biological process: ubiquitin-dependent protein catabolic process; protein polyubiquitination. Gene Ontology annotation, cellular component: myosin complex. The record is from RefSeq and is a predicted model, not a curated record. NCBI's taxonomy places the organism in Eukaryota, Metazoa, Chordata, Actinopteri, Cypriniformes, Cyprinidae. Gene Ontology annotation, molecular function: ubiquitin protein ligase activity; cytoskeletal motor activity; ATP binding. The coding region runs from base 289 to 1569 and encodes 426 amino acids.